AUGGACGAAAAACAAGACAUCACCACUCAAAAUGAGAAAGCAAAUGGCGCCGAUGAAAAGCUCCUCACGGAGCUGGAGAACCCUCAAAAAAUCCAAAAAAUAGUUCGCGAAGGCAUUCUACUCGCCGGCGGUGGAGCGGCCAUUCUCCUGCAAGUUGCCAUGCCUGGCGUUGGCAAAGGCGUUGAUGAACACAGCAACUUCUCCUAUCGUCCGUUGGAUCGACUUCGCACGACUAUGACAUACGUCUACUGCAUGGCGUUCGGUACACCAGAAGAAAAGAAAAUCAUUAUCGAGAUGGUCCAUAAAGCACAUUCAGUCGUCAGAGGCCCUGACUACUCGGCCGAUGAUCCACACCUGCAGGUCUGGGUUGCGGCGACUCUCUACGCCGUUGGGAUUGAUCUGUAUGAGCAGGUCUUUGGGCGCAUGGACGAGGCCACCGCUGAAGCAAUCUAUCGUGAAUAUGCCGUUCUUGCGGUCUCCCUCCGUGUCCAGCCGGAGAUGUGGCCGCCGACUCGCGAGGCGUUCUGGAUCUAUUGGGAUGAACAAAUCAACAAGUUACAGCAUCAGAUAACCCCACAAGCGAAAAAUGUAUGCAAGGAUCUGCUGUUCAAUAAACAGGUUCCUUUCGUGAUCCGCAUUUCCAUGCCACUGGUGCGGUUGAUGACCGCGGAUUUGCUUCCAGAUCGUUUCCGGGAGGAGUAUGGGCUCAAGACCAGUAGGAGUCGGAGGGGAAUGCAAAAGGUGGUCCGGGGACUUACGAAGGUUGUGUACCCUGCUACACCGAGUUUUAUUCGGACCUACCCUAUGCGGUAUUACAUGAAGGACAUGCGGAAGAGAAUGAAGAAGGCCCAACAUAAGUAG
Messenger RNA from Aspergillus oryzae RIB40, 861 nucleotides. RefSeq names its product oxygenase MpaB family protein. The transcript has a single exon. The coding region runs from base 1 to 861 and encodes 286 amino acids. Gene Ontology annotation, molecular function: oxidoreductase activity. The record is from RefSeq and is a predicted model, not a curated record. NCBI's taxonomy places the organism in Eukaryota, Fungi, Ascomycota, Eurotiomycetes, Eurotiales, Aspergillaceae.